Molecule: messenger RNA, 1509 nt
Organism: Xiphias gladius (swordfish)
Lineage: Eukaryota; Metazoa; Chordata; Actinopteri; Istiophoriformes; Xiphiidae
Gene: rflnb
Product: refilin B
Exons: 3
Coding region: 18-629 (203 amino acids)
Biological process (GO): negative regulation of bone mineralization involved in bone maturation; actin filament bundle organization; skeletal system morphogenesis
Cellular component (GO): actin filament bundle
Molecular function (GO): filamin binding
Source: RefSeq, a predicted model, not a curated record
GCAACUUUUAACUAGAAAUGGUUGGCAGGUUGAACUUGCCAAAUGUAUGUGACGGAGAUCCACUGGAUAUGAGCUGCAGGGCUGAGAGAGGACUUGACAGCCCGGACUCUGGGUUACCCCCGAGCCCGAGCCCCAGCGCCUGGCUGCUGCCUGCGUGUGUGGACAAAGCCGGGGGCGUGAGCCCGGUGUCUGAGGACGAGGGAAGGGGCUCCUUGGUUCCAGUUUUACCCGCCGGAUCUUUCCCACAGCUACACCCGCUGUCCUUUGGGGAAGGCAUAGCACUUGAUCCAUUACCGCCGAAGGAAAUAAGAUACACGUCUUCCGUGCACUACAACUCGGACCGCCACUUCAUCCAGGACGUGGCCCUGCAGCCAUGGGGCCAGGGCCUUGAACACUGCAGGCAGACUAUCAUGGCCGUGCCCCACAGCACCUGGCGCCACUACAAAACACAACUGGAGUUCCAGCCUCGCCAUCGGCCGCAGCGCUUCAAGAGCACCACGAUCAUCUACCCGAAGAAAACCAGCACUGUUUACACCACAGAGCUGAGCUACGACUGCCACCGACUAUCCAGACGUUUCCUCUCCAGUGUGGAGCUGGAAGCGGCUGGCCACAGAAAGCUACCUCAGUGACGGGAGCGUGGGCUGGUUGCUGGGGACACGCAAAGGCAGUCAUUCCCAUGGCCCCUAUACUGUGGCUUCCAGGCUGGCUGCCAUUGACCUGCUGUGUUGUCUUUUUACAGUUGUGUAGCCUAUUAUCCUUUUAAGUGCCUAUCCCAAGCUGUGGACAGGGGGUAUCUGUGCUGUCAUGUUACAGAUGGCAGAGGUGUUGUGUGUAUGAUGUCUGUAUAUCCCUGCCAAUGAAUGAAACUAUCAGUUGGCAUGAAUAUUUAAUUAUGCGCUUCAGUUUGUAACUUGUUGAAAAGUUUCCAGAGGCAUGAUCGUCUUUGAUUUGUUUCUUUUGGCUGUAGAAUGGACUUAUAUGGGUUGAGAAAAGGAGAAUACUUACUUGCCCUCAGCAAAGUCACUCUCCUCAUGUCACAGGGUAUUGAUUUCUUCUGCACACCAUAGCACAAGCUAAGCUCUUCCCAAGCCUUUUCUCUGGCCACUGUUUGUGGCUGAGAUCCAUAAAUAUUAUGUAAAUGUUGGAAGAUUAAGGGAACUUUUCUGUUCAUUGUGACGUGUAAGUUUAAACUGAUUAAGUAGGUAGUAUAGACGGAUUGUGAGCAUGGAGUUUUCUGAAAAGUGGAUAAUAUUUUUGAUAUCACUCACUGGCUUACUAGUGAAAAUAACAAGUUGCAUUCCACUGCUAUCACUUUCUUUGGUUUGACUUGGAUUGAAAUUGUAUUUAUUCUGUUGAAGUAUUACGAUCUGAAAAUUUUAUCAGCUCAUUCACGGGUCUCUACAGUCAUGGCAAGGGCUAUAUUUGUGAUGCCCAUUGUGCCUUACUGAUGUAUCUGUUGAUGCUUCUUUUUGAUAUUAGCCAGUUUGAAAUAAAGUGUUUAUUAUUUCA